AUGGAGGAGCCGCAGCGCGCCCGCUCGCACACGGUCACCACCACCGCCAGCUCCUUCGCCGAGAACUUCUCCACCACCAGCAGCAGCUUCUCCUACGACCGCGAGUUCCUCCGCACCCUGCCCGGGCUGCUCAUCGUGGCGGAGAUCGUUCUGGGACUGCUGGUGUGGACGCUCAUCGCUGGAACGGAGUACUUCCGGGUCCCUGCCUUUGGCUGGGUCAUGUUCGUGGCUGUGUUUUACUGGGUCCUCACCGUCUUCUUCCUCAUCGUCUACCUAACGAUGACCUACACCAGGAUCCCCCAGGUGCCCUGGACCACGGUGGGUCUGUGGUUUAACGGCAGUGCCUUCGCCUUAUACCUCUCAGCUGCUAUUGUGGACGCAUCUUCCGUCUCCCCGGAGAGAGACAGUCACAACUUCAACAGCUGGGCAGCUUCGUCGUUCUUCGCCUUCCUGGUCACCAUCUGCUACGCUGGAAACACAUAUUUCAGUUUUAUAGCUUGGAGAUCCAGGACCAUACAGUGAUUCACCAUUUUGAAAAUUAAAAGGGGGUGGGGGGGAAGGAAGACUCACUGUAAAACAAACAAACAAAAAACAAACCUGUAGGUAUAAUGUAUAUUUCCAGAGAUUUGUAUUUAACUAAUGUUUUUAUAUACUUAGUUAAAUUUGCUCACACUGGUUUGUUACAAUUAAACUGGAUACUUAUUUGCUGUAGCUUCUAAUGACUGUCUUAACUAUCUUGUUGCUGUCUUCACAGACCUUAUUUUCUUAGGCGAUGUAGAAAGAGAUGAACUGCUGAUACGAAGAAUGCAUCAAGUUCAUAAACCAAACUUUUAAAAAUGCUAGAUUCUUUUUUGACUAAAUGUUGCAGAAUUGAGGGUAACAUGGUGUCUCAUUCAAGAAAGGAGACCUUUCGCUGAAGCCUGAGGCUGGGGGCUGCCAGGAGUUCUUCACCCUCACGGGGCUGCCCAGGGUUGAUACUGCUGAGGAGACACUGUCCACAGGCCAGUGUGUCAGAGCGAUCCAUCUCCCCAAGCCUGGGGGUCAUUGGCAUCCAUGAUUCUCACACGCUGACUGGUUGGCACCAAAAGCAUCUAACGGCCACUAACCUUGGAGCUUAGUAAUGAGCUCCCCUUAAGCGAUGCUCUGAGCACAGUGGCUGAUGCGCUGCUGGUUGGUUUUUCUAACACUGAUUAAAA
This is a messenger RNA of Budorcas taxicolor (takin), 1196 nucleotides long. It is a transcript of the gene CMTM8, whose product is annotated as CKLF like MARVEL transmembrane domain containing 8. Bases 1 to 522 code for a protein of 173 amino acids. The transcript is spliced from 4 exons. The record is from RefSeq and is a predicted model, not a curated record. Lineage: Eukaryota; Metazoa; Chordata; Mammalia; Artiodactyla; Bovidae. Gene Ontology annotation, molecular function: structural constituent of myelin sheath. Gene Ontology annotation, biological process: myelination. Gene Ontology annotation, cellular component: membrane.